This is a messenger RNA of Caenorhabditis elegans, 579 nucleotides long. RefSeq lists its product as uncharacterized. Lineage: Eukaryota; Metazoa; Nematoda; Chromadorea; Rhabditida; Rhabditidae. The record is from RefSeq and is marked reviewed. The transcript is spliced from 3 exons. Bases 1 to 579 code for a protein of 192 amino acids.
AUGUUCCUUCAUCUCAUUCUGCUUGCCGGUUUAGCGCCAGUCGUUUAUUUGUGGUGCACACCGUUUAUCGCCUGUAAUCAGACUGUCUAUGGAGACUUCAGUGAUAUUGAGAAAGGAAUGAAAGUAAUUCUUCUGGGCCGUCCGUUCCAAAAAAUGGACCAACUUAUCAUUACAGGAGAAUAUUACAACAACGGAUCGGAAGUAAUGGAUGAUGCAGCAUUCACUGUUGGACUCUCAAAAGGACUUAUCAUGCAUCAACUUGGUAUGGAUGACUUGGAACAGUAUUUGCUGACAACGACGCUUGGAGCUAGCGAGGAACGAAUGAAUAUUUCUGGAAAGCUGCUUGGCAGGAAAAAAGAUACUUUUUUAAUUGUUGAGAAGGCUAAGCCAAAUGUAACCUGUGCUGAUCCAUUUACAUUUGUUAUCAAAAGUCAAGAUGGAUAUGGUUUUGCAUUUGGAUCGGUCCAAUCUUCGGAAUUAAAGUACACAGCUCAAGUUGCGCUACAAUACCCAAAGAAUGAACAAUCGCAAUCUGUAUUUUUCGAUGGAAAAAUCAAGACUUCAAAAAUUGAAUUGUAA